AUGACUGAAUCGAUGCGGGUGUACCAAAGGGUAGUUUCAGAAGUCUUCAUAUCAAUUAAUAUUAUUGACAGCAGUCCGAUUGCAUGUUUAUUCAAGAGCAGAUGUUGUCGAAAACCGCAUGAUUGUAAUAUAAAUGCGAUAAAAGGUGUUGUGAGUUUUAAAAACCCCCAAAUUUGGGUCAAGCAGAGUGGACAUUGUUUAACUGAUGACUAUCAGUGA
This is a messenger RNA of Clunio marinus, 219 nucleotides long. The record is from the annotation of a GenBank genome assembly. Lineage: Eukaryota; Metazoa; Arthropoda; Insecta; Diptera; Chironomidae.